Messenger RNA from Lolium perenne, 717 nucleotides. The record is from RefSeq and is a predicted model, not a curated record. NCBI's taxonomy places the organism in Eukaryota, Viridiplantae, Streptophyta, Magnoliopsida, Poales, Poaceae.
AUGGAGUGGGCUUCCUGCUAUCUACCGGACCACGACGAAGACGCACACUUCGGGCACGACGAGGCCGGCGUCCUCGGCGUGGCGCACGGCGUGGGAUCGUACCGCAAUCGCGGCGUGGACGCAGCCGCGUUCUCACGAGGGCUCAUGACGAGCGCCUUCAUGCACGUCCUGGCGAUCGAGCCCGGCAUGGCCGUCUGCCCAUACACGCUGCUGGAGCGGGCGUACGAUGAGACGGUCGCGUCCGCCGCGUCCGGGGCCUCCACCGCCGUCAUCCUCUCGCUCGCCGGCGCGACGCUCAAGUGGGCGUACAUCGGAGACAGCGCCUUCGCCGUGCUCCGGGGCGGCAAGAUCGUGCACCGUUCGCGGGCGCAGCAAAGCCACUUCAACUGCCCGUUCCAGAUCAGUGCCGGCGGGAAGGGGGACAGCGCGGACGUCGGCGAGAUUGCUGUGAGGCACGGGGAUGUCCUGGUGGUCGGCACGGACGGGCUCUUCGACAACGUCUUCGACGCCGACCUGGAGCGGCUCGUGCGGAUGGGCACCGCGCUCGGCUUCUCUCCCAAGAAUAUGGCGGACGUCGUCGCGGGCGUCGCCUACGAGAUAUCCAUGAGCGGCUCCACGGACUCGCCCUACAGCUCCGACAGCCGCAAGCUACGAGGAGACCGAUGCCGCGGCGGGAAGCAGGAUGAUAUUACUAUCCUCGUCGCCUUCCUUAUCUAG